AUGUCAGAGUCCUCACAUAAAAAAAUGAAAUUUCCUGAAAAUAUGCCUGAAGAUGUAGUAGAGCACAUCCUGUCGACGUGUCUUCCCAUCCAAAAUGCUUUAAGAAGUCGUGCUGUGUCCAAAAGAUUUAGGCACGCACAAAUUCGAUCCCGGUACCUUGAUUUUAGCAAAAUAUACUCCAAGAGGCGCAAUCAAUUAGCAGUUGUACGUAUCAUCGAAGGUAUUUUUGAAAAACACAAAGGAUCAGAGAUCAACCAAUUUGUUCUGAUUCUUAAUCAUAUCGGCAUAGAGGAUAAGAUCUUCAGGUGGAUCAAAACAUGCGUGAGUAAAAAUAUUCAAGAGCUGGAGUUAGAUUUUUCCAAAUCUAGGAAAGUUAUAGAGAUUCCAAUCGACUUGUCGGCCAUCGAGACGCUAACAGUCUUGAAGCUAAAAUGGUGUCAGUUUGAGAUAUCUGAGAACUCUCCCAAGGGUCUUAAGUUACUGAGAACGCUGGCGUUAAUGAAGACCAAGGUGACAAAAAAGACGCUAGAUGCAAUCUUCAACAACUGCAUCCACCUCGAGACGCUUGAACUAAUCAACUGUCGAAUGUACGGGGUAUUGAGAAUCAACGCUCAAAACAAUAUGAAGUUCAAGUUGUUGGUCGUGUAUUCUAUGCUGAAUCUCUUGAAGAUAUUUUUGGAUGCACCCACUCUUGAAUGCUACAAGUAUGAUGGGUAUGUCAGGAUGAUUGACUUUUCAAGAGUGAAUGUACUUAAGGAGGUAAAACUUCAUUAUAAUCGGAGUUAUGAUCGGCAUAGUUACAAUCCACUUGCCAUGGUGAUUGCUAAUAUGGGAGCUUUUAUGGGAGUUCAUGUUCUCGCAACGACAAACAUCUUUCUUGAGGCUUUGAUGAAUAGCAAUCCGGAUUUCUGCUUUUGGAACUUACAAGAGUUUCAGAUUUGUUUUCAAUCUCCAACAAAUUGUACUCUUUUUGACAUUGCUGCAUUUCUCAAAAAGUACUGCCCUAACCUUGAGAAAUUUUCGAUCGAUAUAAAUGAUUUCACAUUUGAACCUCAUAUCUUAUGGGAGCUUUAUCAAAAGCCAAUGGUUCAGAAUGGCAACUACCCGUUGAACACUAUCAAGUAUGUUGAGAUCAUGGGCUAUAAAAACGGCUGGCAUGAGCUUGAUAUAGUGGAGUUCUUCGUUAGGAAUGCAAAAUCUCUGGAGAAGUUGAAGCUGAUAGAGCCAAGAAACCCAGAGGUCACAAUGUUCGAACCAGAGUAUGAAAGGAUCACCAACAUAAAAAGCUUAUCUCCAAAGAAAGAUCUCAUUGAAUUUACCAAAUCAGGUCGUGCCCAAGCAUAA
Messenger RNA from Thlaspi arvense, 1344 nucleotides. The record is from the annotation of a GenBank genome assembly. Lineage: Eukaryota; Viridiplantae; Streptophyta; Magnoliopsida; Brassicales; Brassicaceae.